GUGCGGAACCGAUGUAUGUUUCAUGAGCUGACCCGGACGUCAAACAGCAGUACACCCUGGCUCGGCGCUAGCAACAUGGCGUUUGGUCAUUUCAGCAAAAUGAACAUACUUUUAAAUUGCUGCAGAUUGCGGCAUUAUCAAGCAUGUUUGCUUCCAUUUCGGGAAGCUUCUAAUGUCCGUGGUCCUUCAUUAGAUGAAUGCAGUGACGUGGAGGUCGGUUUGACUUCAGAUGGAAACACGGUGGUGUGUUACCAUCCAGCUGUGGACUUUCCCUAUGAGCUCACCCAGCCUAUCAAAAGGCCGGACCCGGUUCGCGACGUGCCUGAAAACCACGAACAGGUUCUGAAGGCCCACCUUAGCAAGGAGGUGCUGAGGGGCAACAAGGGUCCCUCCAUAGAGGAGCUGAGCAAGAUGUUUUACACCACCAAACACCGCUGGUAUCCAGUAGGACAGUAUCACAUGAGGCGCAUAAAGAAGGAUACCCCAAAAGACAGAUAACUGUAUAAUGAAUUUGAAUGACUAUCUUCUGACCAUGCUUUGUGUAAUAAACUCUCAACUUUG
Molecule: messenger RNA, 561 nt
Organism: Nerophis lumbriciformis (worm pipefish)
Lineage: Eukaryota; Metazoa; Chordata; Actinopteri; Syngnathiformes; Syngnathidae
Gene: mrpl42
Product: mitochondrial ribosomal protein L42
Cellular component (GO): mitochondrial large ribosomal subunit
Source: RefSeq, a predicted model, not a curated record